Messenger RNA from Mangifera indica (mango), 611 nucleotides. Its product is annotated as centromere protein V-like. The record is from RefSeq and is a predicted model, not a curated record. The transcript has a single exon. The coding region runs from base 32 to 451 and encodes 139 amino acids. Gene Ontology annotation, molecular function: carbon-sulfur lyase activity. Lineage: Eukaryota; Viridiplantae; Streptophyta; Magnoliopsida; Sapindales; Anacardiaceae.
UUAGCUUGCACUGCUGAAUAUUUGUACUGGAAUGGAUGAAGACUUAAUUGUGCAUAAUGGCGGAUGCCACUGUGGAAGAGUAAGAUGGCGAGUCCAAGCACCAAGUAGUGUUAUAGCGUGGAAGUGCAACUGUUCUGACUGCUCAAUGAGAGCCAAUGUUCACUUCAUCGUUCCUUCUCAAAGAUUUGAGCUUUUGGGAGAUUCCAAAGAGUUUCUUACGACAUACACUUUUGGCACUCAUACAGCAAAGCACAUAUUCUGUAAGGUCUGUGGCAUCACUUCAUUCUAUAUUCCACGAUCAAAUCCAGAUGGAAUUGCAGUUACAUACAGGUGCAUAGACCCAGGAACCCUGUCCCAUGUUGAGAUUAAGGUUUAUGAUGGAAAGAAUUGGGAGAGUUCAUAUAAUCAAGCAGGGAUUGCUUCAUGUUCAAAGACUAAUGAGCCAAAAUAACUAGCUCCUAAUUGCAGCUUGUAGGUUUUAUGAGCCACACAAGUCCAUUUCCUGAAAACACCUGCAAAUCCUGAUCUUGUAUUCUACAGACAAAAUGAGUUUAUAUAUAUGUAAGAAACUCUAUGAAUUAGUAUUGAACUGCUUCUGCAUUUCAAGUAAA